CCCGCGGCCGCCGCCGCUGCGGCGCUUCGCUGCGCGGGUCGGCGCGGCGGCAGCAUGUCGCGCCUGCUGCGCAGCCUGCGCGGGUCGCAGGCCGUGGCGCGCUUCCAGCGCUGCUGCGGGCUCUUCCCCGCCGGCGAGGAGGGGCCCGGCGACGCCGCGGAGGCCGGGCGGCCGCACGGCGCCGGGGCCGCGGGCAGCACCGCGCAGGAUUGCGCGCAGAAGUAUGUUGUGAAGAACUAUUUCUACUACUACUUAUUCAGGUUUUCGGCUGCUCUGGGUGAAGAGGUGUUUUAUAUCACUUUCCUUCCAUUUAUCUACUGGAACAUAGAUCACUCUGUGUCUAGAAGGAUGACAGUCAUUUGGUCUAUAGUGAUGUACAUCGGCCAGGUCUCCAAGGACAUCCUGAAGUGGCCCCGGCCCCUCUCGCCGCCCGUGGUGAAGCUGGAGAGGAGGGUGGAUGCAGAAUUCGGGAUGCCGUCCACCCACGCCAUGGCAGCUACUGCCAUCUCCUUCUCCUUUCUGAUCGCAACCAUGAACCAGUACAAGUACCCGUUCGAGCUGGGGCUGACGGGAGCGUUGGUGUUUUCCACCCUGGUGUGCCUCAGCAGGCUCUACACGGGGAUGCACACCGUGCUGGACGUAAUCGGUGGAGCACUGAUUUCGGCCGUGCUGCUGGUGCUCUUCUAUCCCGUGUGGGACAUCAUCGAUCACCUGCUGUUAACGAGUCCCUUCUGUCCACUGCUGUCCAUAGCUGUGCCUCUUGUCUUGUGUUACAACUACCCCAAACUAGAGUAUUACAGCCCUACCAGGGCAGACACCACCGCUAUCUUAGGAGCAGGAGCUGGAGCGACUGUGGGAUUUUGGCUGAAUAACCAGUAUGCAACGCCAGUUUACACCAGGGAAAAUUUUCAGCUGGGGUUUCCUCUGAUCGGUACGAUACUCGUGGUUGCGCUAGCCCGGUUCUUCGUGGGCAUCUGUAUUAUUCUCCUGAUGCGGCAGCUCAUGAAAAACGUGGUCCUCGGCAUGCUGCGCUAUCGGUACAAGUUUCCUAUUGGUGAUCUAGAAGCCAGGAGACGACUGGAAGUUGAGGUGCCCUAUAAAUUUAUAACAUAUUCUUCGGUUGGCUUCAGUGCUACAGUGAUUGUGCCGUUAUUGCAUCAGUUAUUAGGCUUGAUUUGAGCCCAGGUCCUUAAAAAAAAUAGAAUUCAUGCCACCACCAUUUCAGAGAUGCACUAAGUUGUUCCAGGCUGGUAAGUUGACCAAGAAGCGUUUUGUGCCUUUCUGCACUGCCUAAAACACCUGAUUGUGAAGAUUCAUGGGGACGGCUGUAUGCAAAUAACCCAGGGUUAGAAAUCAUGGACUCCGCUGUGUCCCUUCAUUAGAGGCCCGUGGCCCGGACAAGGGGACAUGACAAGCACAGGGUGCAGAGCCGAGGUCGCUGCUGGGGACAGCCACGCUGGGGAGGUCGGCGCAGCCCCGCAGAGAGCUGAUGAUCGCUGUACUUGUCGCUUGUCAUGUCGUCUUCUGACGGCACAGCCAGCCUUGGCGAUGUCGGUGCGUACGGUUUUACCCAUCACGAUUCUUAAUUUUUUUUUUUUUAAAGAAAAGAAAGAAACCAACAUCUGAGUGAUUUAUAACAAAUUUAUCUAGAAUAUUGAUGAGAAAACCUCCACUCGCAGAUCCUUUACCCACGUACAAUUUAACAGAGUUGAUACCACAGUCCGGAGGAUUGUUGAGCUCUGCUUUAGUUACCCAGCGGGAAGAAGGGGGCAAAGCCUCACCCGCGUGCAGGCCUCCUCUGACCAUCAGUGGUCAUGAACUGUGGUGUGGGAAAUGCUGAGUGACUGUAACAUCAGUUCAGAUGACUAUAAUGUCUCGUGAGGAUAAAAUGCCAUAAUUUUCUGGUGCUACACAGCGUUACAAUAGGUCUUCCAUGCGUCUUGCAAUCCCGUGUAUAAACUUGUAGAGUAGUAGUUUGGGAAUGUUCAUAGGAGCAUCACUGCCAUAGCUUUCAGGCUGCUUAUUUUAAAGCUAUAUCUGCAAUUGGGCCAAUGAGCUGUUGACAAAUACAGCGGUGACUGUGGUCUGCUCGGCUAGGAGAAGAAAACGCAACGUUUUCACAUUAUGCCUGCAGAGCUUCCAGCAUGGCCUGCGUGCCUUUUCUUGACAGAACGGGUAGUAAAAUCGGCAUUUUAAGCACAUAUAUUGAUGUUCUCGGGCCACGAAAAAAAUUAACUUCAAGAAUAUAAAGGAGGUGCGUUUCUACCAGUUGACUGUUUGUAUAAAAUAAAAUCAAGCUCAAAAAACUGAACUGAAAGUUUUGUCUGACUAGCUGUAGCCACGCACCUGCAGGAGCAGCGUGAUUUUAAAACAAGGUUAGUAAUCUCCGUAAGAAAUGCAAGCAGAAAUAUUAACGCUUUUUAGAUUUGCACAGGCUGUGGUUAGACUGUUUUAAAGUCGGGUGUGCGGACACAUCCGUCUUCACCCGUGAAGGCAAACAGCGUGGGUGAGUUCUGCGGCGGGAUGCGCGCACGGCCGCGGCAGCCCACGGGACCGGGACACGGCAGCGACGAGGGGCUCGACUGAUGGCAUCGGAGGGUCUCGAGCCCUGCGGAGGUCCCGUAUCGCAGCGAACAGGACCAAAGUGGGGAACGUGCCGUGCGGCAGGCGGGGUCCCUGUCCCGGGGCGGGGACCUGGCUCGGCCCAAGAAAGGCGCAGCAUGACUGGGGCAGGCGGGCGGUUUUAUGCACCUAUUUUCUGCUAUGAAAAGUUUAUAAAUUCUAUGUAAGUGCUUGGGUUUAUGAAGUAUGUGCACAAAUAUUUCUAUCUUUUAUAGUAUUCACCUGCAUGUGGUUUAUGCAGUACAUGUAAGCUGUACUUGGUUGAGAUUUUAAAAUAUACAUUUUUUUCAAAA
Molecule: messenger RNA, 2915 nt
Organism: Dromaius novaehollandiae (emu)
Lineage: Eukaryota; Metazoa; Chordata; Aves; Casuariiformes; Dromaiidae
Gene: SGPP2
Product: sphingosine-1-phosphate phosphatase 2
Exons: 5
Coding region: 55-1179 (374 amino acids)
Biological process (GO): sphingosine metabolic process
Cellular component (GO): endoplasmic reticulum membrane
Molecular function (GO): sphingosine-1-phosphate phosphatase activity
Source: RefSeq, a predicted model, not a curated record